CACGCUGUUGAAGAAAAUGAAAAUGGCAUCAGUGUGAAAAUAGUGCUGAGGUAGUAAGGUACGGGUUAGGUUGUCUUGUUGGUUAUACAUAAAACACGUGUUUACAAUAAAACAAUUCGGGGUUCUAAAAUUAAUUGAGCAGUUUGUGAAUAAAACUAUACACAAUGUAUCUUUGAAUUAGGAAAUAUCAUGAUUUAGUUUGGAACUCUUUAGAAGGAUAAGAUUGUAUUGAACACUAAAGAUGAAUCGUUCCAGAGGAGUCCACUAUAAUGAAAAUAAUGGAACCAACACUUACCAACUUCAAGGGAUGGAGAGCAAUCCUAAUGAAAAAGCCAGACUGCAGCAACCGGUCAAGCUACAUCCGGCGUGGGAGGAGAACAACCUUCCAGAAGACGAGCUCAAUUUCAAAAAUUUAACAAUGGAGGCUCCUCCAGAUCGGUUCAAUUUAGUUUAUAUGACAUUCGUCAUCCACGGUAUCGGCGUAUUGAUGCCUUGGAAUAUGUUUAUUACAGCUAUUGAGUAUUUCACAGAUUAUAAGUUAUCUGCCUCGUAUAUACACUUCGAUUUCCCGUACAUACCGACUUUUAUGCAGUAUUUGACGUUUUGUGCCCAAAUACCUUCGAUAAUACUGAACUAUACAAAUAUAUUCAUACAAAUCGGAGGCAACCUAACCACUAGGAUAGUUUGGGGCAUCGGUAUAGAAAUCGUAGUCUUCAUUGUUACCAUAGUGUUGGGAAUGAUCAACACCAGUGAUGUGCCGUAUGCCUUCUUUUGGUCGACGUUAGUCCUUGUUGUCGUUCUGAAUUGCGCAAACGGAAUCUACCAGAAUACCGUUUACGGUAUGGCGGCCAAAUUGCCUGCGAAAUAUACAGCAGCUGUGAUAUUAGGAAAUAACGUUAGUGGCACGUUUACGGCUACUGUGAGCCUCGUCUCUAAACUUAGCACACCUAGUAUUAAAAUGGCUGCCAUCUAUUAUUUUAUAUCUGCUCUUUUCGUGCUCUUGAUAUGUUUCGACACUUAUUUCGCUCUACCACUUAAUAGAUUCUACAGGUACUAUGAUCUGAAAGACAAAAAAGAGAGGCGAUUGGCACCGAUGCCUAGCGGAGAAGUUCAAAGACCUCCGUAUUUAAAAAUUUUCAAACAGUCUUUUCCACAAUUACUGAAUGUGUGGAUGGUAUUUUUCGUAACUAUCUCUGUAUUUCCUGCUGUUCAAUCAGGAAUACAAAGAAGUGAUGACAGUUUCUUUGUUCCCGAAUUCAUUUAUGUGAAUCUGAUGUGUUUUAUGACCUUUAACAUAUUUGCAAUGAUAGGUAGUUGUUUGCCUGCCUUUUUUGUAUGGCCUAGUCCGAAAUUUUUGUGGAUUCCAGUAACGGCCCGAAUCGUGUACAUACCUUUGUUUUUGUUAUGUAAUUACCAAGUGAAGGGCAUCCAGAGAGUUUUACCUAGACUGAUCACCAAUGACUACGUAUACUUCUUGUUAAGUGCCUCGAUGGCCUUGUCGAGUGGCUAUCUCAGUUCCUUAGGCAUGAUGUAUGCCCCAAGAUCUGUGGACGAUCGGUACGCUCCCACAGCUGGAAUGUUUUCGGCCGCAGCUUUAAUCACUGGAAUCUUCUCCGGCAUUCUAAUAGCCUUCUUGUGGCCUUGGGUGAUCGGCCAUGUUGGCGCCUAGCAAAAAUGUGUGGUAUAUGGCACAGAAAAGGAGUUCGCGAUUAGGUUCAGUUUAUGAGGAAAAUUUCUGGUCAUAUGCCCCAAAAUAUUAUUGUUAGUUAGCAUUUUGUGAACCAAAGGAUUGUAAUUAUAAAUAUACAAAGGGAUUACGGAAAAAAUAGCGACAAAAUGUGACACUAUGUAUACAGUUUAGUAUUAUGUUUAUAUUGGACGACGCUGGAAAGCGUCGUGCUGCCAUUUUUGUGAAGGUCCAAUAGGGCAUGCCAACAUGCUGUCAAAAUUAAAUCAAUAUGGUAGCCGGGAGGCAUACAUAAAUGUUAUUCUAUCAGUUCUUAAUGUGUUUUAGAUCAUUUUAGUUUGCGUUUCUUUGUAAUUUUGUUUGUACUAGGAUUAAUUUAACAUUUUCACUAGAAGAAUUAAUUUAAAAAGAUAAUAUGCCUAAUUUCUGUUGUGUUUUGAAGUGUGGAAUGCGAAGUAUUCAUGAUAAAGUUCAGUUUUAUCAGUUACCAUCAGUGCUACAUUUUAAGUAUAAAACUGAACUAAAUAAGUUAUCAUCUGAGAGACAAAAACAAUGGUUAAAUGCUAUAACACGUCCUAUAAAAAUGCUACAUAACUAAUUAUGUCCAUGUUACUUACACUUGGAAAAAUGUCUCCACUGUAGGUUAACUCAGACUCCUUGAGGGAAAAUGGAUCUAUAUUAUUUAUUUUGCCAAUCUUUUGCUUGUACGUACUAGCAACAUCUGUAUUGUCUACCAACAACUUUCGAAAAUAUUCACUCUUGUUUAUUUAUUUACUGCUUAAAACUAAAUAAAGUCGUUCAAGUACUUCUACAACUGAAAACUACACAAAAUCAAUAAAAAAAUGUUCGGAAAAUACAACUAAAAAACUAUUAAAGGUAAAAAACUUAAGAAACACAAUGUGGUACUUCUUCUUCUUCACGUGCCAUCUCCUCUAAGACGGUCGGCAACCAUCAUGGUAAUUCGCACUUUCGACACCGCUGCUCUAAAGAGAUCAGCAGAAGAGUUAAACCAAACUCUUAAACUGUUUAACCAGGAGAUGUGUCUUCUUUGACGACUAUAUCUACUCUGUAUUCUUCCUUGUAUUAUUAAUUGCAAUAAGUUAUAACGCUCGCCCCUCAUGACAUGUCAUGCUAGAGAUAUUGCAGUUUUCUGCAAUGUGAUACAAAUAUAAACAAAUACAAUGUUUGUCUCCCAACGGUGUCAUAAACGUCGCGUCGUUAAAGUCUUGGAAUGCCCUUGCGACAACUUCUUCGAAUUUUUUGGAAGGUUGUCUUUAGAAGUUCAGAAACAAAAUAAAAACAGAAUUUUUCGAGUAAACGUUUUUUAAAAAAUUGUGUUUUAUAUAGCAGCUGCAUUUAUUCAUAAUCUUAGUUUCUCAAGAGUUCAAUUUAAACAGUAAGGCUUCAACAAAAAUGGCCGCGCUAAAUUAAAACCUGCCGACAUUUCAACGAUCUAACUUUGAGCUAUUUUUUCCAAAAUCCAAAAAUAGAAUCGUAGAUCUUCCACAUCCAUUAGUCCUCAUUUUCAUUUGAAUUUUUAUAAGAAGUAUAAUGUUUUUGUUGAUUUAAAAUAUUAUUUGCAUAUUUUUUUUAAACAAAAUAUUGAAAGAAUGGAAAAAGUUUGGAAAUAUUUACAAAAAAAAAGGUUUUUAUUUUCCUUUACAUUUCUUUUAAUUGUUAUGUUGUAUUAAAUUUUUAUAUAAAUUGGAAGAGAUUAUAAAUUUGUUUUGUGUUCAAAUUUUAUUUUACCCCUUUUAUAGUUUUUUUAUUCUAAAUUUUUUGUUUUUUUUUUUUCAAGGCUCUAGGAGUUUUGUAGCAAAAUUUGUAUAAAAUAUAGGUAAAAACCUUUACAUCAACAAUUUUCUAGCCACAAAGGUCUCGAUUUUAUUUAUUCAUCAUCGUUAGUAUAUAAUAAUAUAACGUUUAUAUUAUGUAUUUAUUACCAGUGUUGGUUUAUACACUUUUGUUAUUCUUUAUAUUUUUGACUUAUAUACAGCGUAACGCAAUAUUCUAGUUCUAGUCUUAAAAAUACAAUUUUUACACAAUGCAAUUUUUGUUACUAUAAAAAAAACCUUCAAAAUGAUGUAUGAUAAACCUUGAUCCAAUAAUUAGAAAUGCGGAUAUUGCAAAAUUACGGCACUUGGGAGAUUUUUCACUUGUAUCUCAUCUGCAUUUUGAAUGAAGUAACUUUCUAAUAGCUUCAACCAAAAGAAAAAAUACGAGCUAUAAACCAAACCUUAAUUAUUAUUGUAAUCGAAAUUUUUUUAUAACAAAGUCAUGAAAAUUAAACGAUAAAUUUUUAUUAAAAAGGCAUAUCAAUUCUUUUUUAAGCUACUAAAGGUUUUUUAGCUACUAAAACUUUUGCUUAUAGGUGAUCCAAUAAGUACUUAGCCUCUCCGCCCGAUGGUGUCACUGUCGCAAGAGAAAACUACCAUCGUGUAAUACAUUCUUGCAGACGCCAUUUGUGAAAAUAUCAGCCAAAUCGGACUCAUAGUUUUGUUUUGACCGCGUGUGUAAGCGGGCGUGUUUGGGGAUUUUAGAAAAUUAAAAAAAGAGUAAUAUCAGUUUGUUUUUAGAAAGGAAAUCCCCCAGCGAAAUCAAAUAUCCCUCGGAUGCUGUAUACAGUGACUUUUCUUCUACGUUUCAACUUGGUGACACGUCGGUUUUUGAUAAGUCACUCCAGGUUACUCCCCGAAAACGGCUACCACUGAGGAUAACAUGAAAGAAAUCCACGAUCUCGUAUUGGUAGACCGCCAACUGAAGAUGCGUGAGAUCGCUGAGACAGUAGGUAUCUCAAAAAAUCUCAUUGGUCAUAUCCAUUAGACCGGAGCGGAUGCGAUUUAAGCGUAAUCCAAAUGAGUUAUUUCAUAACCGUUGACGAAACAUGGUUCCACUGGUAUACACCAGAGACCAAGCCAAGAAACAUGGAUACACUCGACGUUGCCCCCGAACAUGCACCGAGUAGGGUGAAGACUGUCCAAUCGACCGGAACACCAUUUACAGUGUUUCACAAGAUGUGAACAUCUAAGUAUAUCCACUUCCUGGAAAAGGGCUAAACGAUCACAGGGCUUUACUAUGCCACAUUAUUGGCCCUAUUCGACGCCGAAUUUCAGAAAAAACAUCCCUAAUUGGGAAGAAAAAAUCACUCUUCCACCAUAACAACGGUCCGGUUUACACCUUUGCCAAAUUGGUUGAAUUGGGCUACAAACUGCUGUUCCAUCCAACGUAUUCUCCAGAUUUGGGCCUGUACGACUUCUUUUUGUUUCCAAAUUUGAAAAAGUCAAUCGCCGGGCAGAAAUUUAAGUGUAAUAAGGAGUUCAUCACCGCCACGGAAACCUACUUUUCAGACCUCGAGAAAAGGUAUUUUUCAGACGGGUUAAAAAAGGUGCUGUAUCACUGCACGUGUAUCGAACUAAAAUGAGGCUACGUUCAAAAAUAAAUCGUCACUUUUCCAAAAUUUUCGUUUUUUUGAAGGCUAAGUACUUACAGUCGGAAAAAUGAAAGAAUACCCAUGAACGAUCACAUCAAUCACUUAUUUUGUAUUUGCUAUCUUUUUCUAUAAAUAACAAACAUUUGUUGUAGAAGCCAUUAACAUAACAUAACAUAUAAAUAACAAACAUUUGUUAUAGAAAAUGACAGCAAAUUCAAAAUAAGUGUAUUUUCCGACUGUAUACCCCAUCUAAUUUACUUACCGUUGCACUCAGAGCCGGAUUUAAGGCAGUGGGGGCCCCUGGGCAGAAUUGGUGUGGGGCCCUACCUCCUACCAUUAAACAAAUUGUUGUUAUGACUAUGGUAUGGUUAAAGUCCGGGUACUUUUCGAGAUUUUUUAACUGAAAAUUCCUUGAUUAUGUCGGGCAUGUCUAGUUGCUUUAAGGCAUUGUGUUCAAUGCUCAUUAUAAAGAGAUUGUUCAAGCGCUCUUGGCCUAUCAUAGACCGAAGUCGAUUUUUAAAUAACUUAAAAUUUUUAGAAUGAUCUCUCUCCACUGUAGUUAGUUACCAUCAGAACUAAAUAUAAACGAAGUGUCACUACAACGUUUGGAAAUGCAUCAUUCACAUUUUUCUCUUUUAACCGUCGCGUCGGCACAUUUGAAGUUCUUUACUUAUAUUUGAUGAGCCGAUUUCCUCUUUAAAUGAAUUGAAAAAUUCUACAAAUUGUACUAGUUCGACACCUAGUUUUUUAUCUAAAUCAUUCCUAUAAUUGUCGGUAGGCUUCAGUGAGUGAGCUUCAAUUUCAUUUGGAGUUAAAUUUUCCAAAUAAUGUAAAAAUACAAAAUUGGAAUGAAUAGAUUCAUAUGCAAAUAGCCUAUGACUUGAAGAGGAAAUGAAGUGAUCUAUAAUAGCUAUAAAAUUUUGAGUCCUAAAUUUAUCUGAUGUUGUCAUUUCAGUCUCUGAAAUAUUCCUUAAAAGAAUAUAAUUUUUUUAAUUGAUUUAAUUGCCGCCACUCCUGAAUUAAGGUCAAUAUUUGGAUCUUAGAGAAUACGACUUGUGCUGUUUGUCCCCUCUAAGAUUUCAUUCCAAAAUAUUGCAAAUAUCCCUAUUUUCAGUAAACUCACUCGAUUAUGCAAACAAUUUGUACCGCUACGAGUUUCAAAUUGUUGCCCAUCGUCUUUUGAAAUUUUGGAUAAUACUCCUUUAAUCUGAUUACAGCCUUUAACUAAUUCGUUUGCGGCAUCACUUCUAGACGACCAUCUAGUAGUAUUUACUCUUUUUUAGGAACAAUAAUAUUUCUGCCAUGGUCGACGUUGCUCUCGCUUAAAGACAUUUUUAAACAUUCGAUGACCAAGUUGUAUCUAUAUGUAGAAGAAAUAUGUCCUUCCAAGAAAUCAAAUAAUUAUAUGGCAGCAGACAACACUUAGCUGCAGCUUUAGCAACUAAAUUUAGAGAGUGGGCGACACAUGGAAUCUACAACGCCAAGAUAUUGUGUUACCUAAAUUUUAGCUGAACACCAUUGUAUUUUCCACCUAUGACUGACACAUUGUCGUAGGACUGUCCCCUGCAGCUUUUACAUAUUUCCCAUGUCCCCUGCAAAAAUACAUUUUUAAUAGUAGAGAAACCUUCCAUAUAACAAAAUAUUACAGUUAAUUGAUUGACAAAAAUUAUUCUAUGUGAAUAAUGUGCUGAUUUUUUUGGGGCUUUGUGGGGGCCCCCAAAAUGUGGGGGCCCCGGUCAGCUGCCCAGCCUGCUCCCUUUAAACCCGGCCCUGAAGUUACACGUCAUCCGCGGCAUAGCCCGAGACGUCACAUGAUAUCAACACGAAAUAUUUAGGCGGUAGGUGUGUUCUUUCUUAGAAUCACUUUGCCGAGUACACUGGCGUUACAGCCACUAGGCAUAUUUUAUUAUAUAUGCGUAGAAAUAAUAUUUAAAGAUUUCUAUUAAUGUUAACUUAAAGAAAUACACAAUAAUAUGUUUCAUUUAAUUUGUCUAAAUGGAUUAUAAAGCGUUUUUAUGAAGCACAUUUGUUCGGAAUACACUGUAACUAUAAUCGAACGAAGGUGAUAUUUUGGCAUAAAUUGGUAACAUUUAUUUGACAGUUGCGGUGAUGACACAUCAUAUUUGUUUAUAUUCUUUACUGUUCGCGGUGUGCAAGUACUUGGAGGGGAUACGAGAAACGAUCGUGCGAGAAUAGCGGAGAAAUAUUGUAACUUUCUUAAAUAAUUCAUUGUCAAUUGAAAUUGUCAAAUUGACGUAUAUUUCAUAUCUACUGUCAAUGAAGAAGAAACAUUAUAUAUUGCUCCACAAUAUUGAUAUAAUAUGCAAUUAUAUAAAGGCAAAUUUAAUUAAUUGUAUUUUGCUUGCAGUACUGCAUUUUAAUAACUAAUUUUAUUUUCUACAUACAAUUGUUUACGAUUUAAUAACAUAACCUGAAUCUUAUUUUUUCUUCUUAUUAUUUUUUUGGACUAUGGCCUUGACAAUUAUCCAGUAACCAGGACUAAUAUAAUUGGCCAAUAUAAUUAAAAGUGCGAAUAAUGUUGCUGAGCGUAGAAACCAGGUGUCGCUUUGCCGAACUUGCACGGUCCCAAUAAGUAUUUGUUUCAAUAUAUUUACUAUUUUUAUUAUGUACUUUAACAUGAGAUUAUAACUUAAUUCUUGUUUUCUAUUUCUAAAGUUCUUAUUUAUUUACAUUGAAUAUUAAUUUGAUUUGCUGUAUAAUCCACUUCCGCAAAAAUUGUGUGACGUAUUUGAUUUAAAAUGAAUUCAAGAAUUUUUUGUAAUUGGGCAACAAUGUCAACUUAGAUCUCUAACGUAAAUAAUGACGUGCAACGGUAAGUAAAUUAGACGGACUGUAUAUAGAUCGAAUACGAAUAAUUUUAUGUAUUUUAAGUAUGCCUAAAUAUAUUUUGGAAUGCCAUAAAGUAGUUUUAAAGUGCGCGCGCCAUUAUUUCUUACUAAGAUUAAUAUAUCGAUUAUAUCCAACUUAAUUUAUUUCUUAUGUACUUUAUUACUUUGAGCUCGGACAAGUAAAAUUUAAAAACAACUGAUUGUAUUUAAACAAAAACCUUGUGCGACUAGAAUUUUGCGUCACACUGUUGAUAAAGAUGUAACUAUUAAUAAGAAUUUUUAUUGUAAAUAGACUUUUAUAUGAUUUUAACUCAGGGUUUUUUUGUUUUUUCUAAAUCCGUAAUAACUACACCGAUUGAGUAAUUUGGAAUUCACUCAACAAAUUGGUCUCUAAAGCGACGAUUUUAAAGAUCAAUUUUACUCAAGACUGAUUGAUAAUAUUUCUAUCCAGUUUUUUUACAGCUUGUUUUAUAAAAUAGGCUGAAUAAAGAACUCCGUAAGA
This is a messenger RNA of Diabrotica virgifera virgifera (western corn rootworm), 8468 nucleotides long. RefSeq names its product equilibrative nucleoside transporter 1. Gene Ontology annotation, biological process: nucleoside transmembrane transport. Gene Ontology annotation, cellular component: plasma membrane. Gene Ontology annotation, molecular function: nucleoside transmembrane transporter activity. Bases 242 to 1669 code for a protein of 475 amino acids. The transcript has 9 exons. Lineage: Eukaryota; Metazoa; Arthropoda; Insecta; Coleoptera; Chrysomelidae. The record is from RefSeq and is a predicted model, not a curated record.